AUGCCUUUAGCCGGUGCUGUUACCUUAGUUGUUGGUCAGGGUUUGCUAUUCUGGUAUCUUUUAAAGCUCACCAGGAAUGCGAAAUCAUCAUCUGUUUCUUUUUCAAGAGACCACAAAGGUUAUUAUGAUCCAAUUGAUGUGAAUGUUACGAAGGAACUCUUUUUCACUAAUAAUCCAGGGAGAGUAUUUGAAAAUACCCCAGAAAAGUUAGUGAAAGGUGGUGUUAUGUUUAGGGAAUCCACAAUCUUGAGUCAAGAUUCAACGAUUGAUGUUGAUGAUGAAGUUGAUAACGCUGUCGCCCCAUCAAAUUCUGACUAUUUGAAUGUUAUUGAAGAUAGUGAUGAAGAGAUUUUUAAUGACGAAGUGUCUUUUAGAUCAGAUGAGAGUACGCUGGUUGAUACUGACAUAGAAGACUCAUGGAUAGCUACUUGA
Messenger RNA from Hansenula anomala, 432 nucleotides. RefSeq lists its product as uncharacterized. Bases 1 to 432 code for a protein of 143 amino acids. NCBI's taxonomy places the organism in Eukaryota, Fungi, Ascomycota, Saccharomycetes, Phaffomycetales, Wickerhamomycetaceae. The record is from RefSeq and is a predicted model, not a curated record. The transcript has a single exon.